Messenger RNA from Penicillium malachiteum, 261 nucleotides. RefSeq lists its product as uncharacterized. The transcript has 2 exons. Lineage: Eukaryota; Fungi; Ascomycota; Eurotiomycetes; Eurotiales; Aspergillaceae. Bases 1 to 261 code for a protein of 86 amino acids. The record is from RefSeq and is a predicted model, not a curated record.
AUGGCCCUCGUGCGUGAUCCAUACUUUUGGAAGCGAUUCUCAACAGCUGUUCAUCUGGAUGAGGAAGCGAAGGGCAUUCCCAGUGAAGUAUCAACACCGGCGUCAGAGAAACCACAGGACUCAUGGCUGGAACGUGAACGCCGAAAAAGCAAGAAGUCCCUGAUCUGGGGGGUUCGUCAUCUUCUUUGCCAUUAUCCUCCUUGUUACUGGUGGUGUCAUUGUAUGGUGGUUGAGCAAGCACAACUGGCUUCAAAGCAUUGA